UAUAUAUAUAUAUAUUUAUAUAAUUAAAUGUUUAAUAAAAUUUAUGUACAUAAGACCUUUAGGAUACAAAAUAAAAAUAAUAGAAACUAUUAUUAAAAACCGUGUUUAAAUAUAAAUUGUUUUUAUUUUAAAAUUAUUACAUUUAUAUUAUCAGUAUAAUGGAAACUAUUCCAGUAUAUAAUGAUGUUGAAAUAAAGCCACCUCAUAAGCCAGUAGUACUUGUUCAUGGCCUGAUGACUGGAGAUGUUACAAUGCUUGAACUAGCUAAGCAAAUUGAAGAAAUGCAUCCUGGAACUAAAACUUAUGUUCUUAAUCGGUUUUGUGGAUGGGCAAGUCUUGAACCUUUAUGGAAACAAGUAUUAGAACUUGGACCUGACUUAUUACAAAUUUGUUCCCAACACCCUGAAGGCAUUAAUUUAAUCGGAUAUUCGCAAGGAGGAAUAAUAGCUAGAGGUAUGCUAGAAUCAUAUCCUAAUCACAAUGUUCAUACAUUUAUUUCAUUAAGUUCUCCUCAAGGUGGACAAUAUGGAAUUAUUAAUUUUAUUAUAGCAAAAUGUUUUUCAAGUAUAUUUCCAAAUUUAACGCUUAAAACUGCAUAUGAACUGUUUUACUCUAAAAUGGGUCAAGAUAUUAGUGUUGGAAAUUAUUGGUAUGAUCCGUACCAUUUAGAUCUUUAUUUGAAGUAUAGUAAAUACUUACCAAUUAUUAAUAAUGAAUUAGAAACAUCAAACAGUAGUAAUUAUAAAAAAGGUAUCACUAGAUUAAAAAGAAUGAUUUUAAUUGGAGGACCUGACGAUGGAGUAAUUUCUCCAUGGCAAUCAAGUCAAUUUGCUGUUUUAAAUGAGAAUCAAGAAAUAGUUACUGUAAAAGAACGAUCAAUUUACAAGAAUGACUCUUUUGGCUUAAAGACACUAGAUGAAGCAGGAAAAUUAAUGUUUUUCACAGUUAUUGGAAUAUCUCAUCAUGAAUGGUACAAAGAUAAAUCUGUUAUAGAUAACUUUAUUAUUAAAUGGUUGGAUUAAUUAUUAUUAUAUGUGGAAUAUAUCUUAUUGUCUGUGUUUUUUUAAUACAAGGUUUAUUUAAAGUUUAAAUUUAAAUGAAUAUAUUAUUCUUUUUUAAUUUUAAUGUAAAGGAUCGAAUAAUAUUUAUUACUCUAUCGUUUAUAACUUAAAGCUGUUCAGUUAGAUUAUCAUUAUUGUUUAGAAUUUUUUCACUGCUCAUUAGAAUUCAUUGAAAAAUAAACAAAUGAUCACUUAUGUCUUAA
Messenger RNA from Daktulosphaira vitifoliae (grape phylloxera), 1264 nucleotides. RefSeq names its product lysosomal thioesterase PPT2 homolog (gene Ppt2). Lineage: Eukaryota; Metazoa; Arthropoda; Insecta; Hemiptera; Phylloxeridae. Gene Ontology annotation, cellular component: lysosome. Bases 159 to 1022 code for a protein of 287 amino acids. The transcript is spliced from 5 exons. The record is from RefSeq and is a predicted model, not a curated record. Gene Ontology annotation, molecular function: thiolester hydrolase activity.